AUCUGAGUUUGGAAUGAACCUGAGUAGCUAAAAUGGUAGAGAUACUUCUUCAAGAAGCAGGGACACUUCUUGAGUGAUUUUAAUCCUCCUUAGUGAAAAAUUAGUGAUUGACUUCAGCUCCGACCUGAGAGAGCUGUGGUGGAGACAGCAGCUCAAAGCCACGCCCUAGGUCUAAUGCCCCAGCUUCUCCUGUGGUGCCAACAUGGGGCGAUUGCCUUGACCGAAAGGGGGUGAGGCAAAGAGGCCGUGAUAAACAGGAAGUCCUUAACCAAGACACACACUGGGAAAGGAGCAUCAGAGCAAGCAGAACUCUCACAUCUCAAGCUCUAUGUGAAGAAGUAUUUUGGGACACAACUGUUAAACUUGCUGAGAAUAUGACCCUAGAAUGUGUGUAUCCAUCAAUGAACACUUUAACCCAAAUGGAGUGGUUCAAGAUCAAUAUGAUGGAGAGAGAGUCCAUAGCCAUUUUCAACCCUACUUACGGUGUGAUUGUGAGAAAGCCCUAUGCUGACAGGGUUUACUUUUCAAAUUCAACCAAUGCCUCUAAUGAUAUGAGCCUGUCCUUUCAUAAUGCCUCUGAGGCAGAUAUUGGCUUCUAUUCCUGCUCUCUUCAUACUUUCCCUCACGGACCCUGGAAAAAGAUGAUACAGGUGGUUCCAUCAGACACUUUUGAGGUAGCUGUGCCAUCAACUAGCCAGACAGUCUCAGAACUUGGAAAAAAUGUCACGCUCACCUGUCAGCCUCAAAUGAAGUGGCAGUUACAAGAAGUUACGUGGGAAAAGAUCCAGCCUCAUCAGAUCGACCUCCUAACUAGCUGCAACUUGUCCCAGGGAAGUAGUUACACUUCAAAGUACCCAAGACAGAUACUGAGCAACUGCCACCAGGGAAUGAGAAGAACCUUCAUCACCAUGCCCCACGCAACCGCCUCUGACUCAGGGCUCUACCGCUGUUGUUUCAAAGCCAGCACAGGCGAAACUGAAACUUUCGUGAUGAGACUGACUGUAACAGAGGGUAAAAUCAAUAACCAUUAUAUCAUCUUCAUGAUUGGAGGAGCAGCUUUGUUGUUGCUGUUGGUUCUCCUAAUUACCAUUGUCACUGUCAUUUCUUAUAAGAGAAGGAGAAGGAGACAGAAAAGAGGCCUAUUUAAAGAGGACUGGGACACACCACAUAAGUCAGCCAACAACCUCAGAAGUCCAGUCCCAAUCAAUCAACCAUCAGAUGACACAGGGGAGGAUGUUUAUGUCAACUACCCAACCUUCUCUCGAAGACCAAAGACUAGAAUCUAAGCUUUUUCUUUCAUCUGAGAAAAUUAAUGAUAGCCUCAUGUACAUGGAUCUUUGUACAACUUCUUCCCACUACUUAGCGUUUACCUUGGAUACCGCUUGACCGAAUAUAUUUCAUUUGAAAGGAAAAAUACUGCAUUACCUAGAGAGCAUUCUUAACAGAAAAGCUUUAGAAAAUCUGACUCUAAUGAACUUACACAUAAAAGGAAACCUAUUGAAUCAUGUAAUGGAACAAUCCAGGGGAGGUCAAGCUUCAGGCAAAGGUUAUUUACCAGGGCUUAAAUAUUACAUCUAGAAUUAAUAUGAAUUUAAGACAUUUCCUGGAUCCCCUUUCACAGUAUUGAAUCCACUUCCUUGGUAUUAGCCUAACUCUCAUUCAGGCUUUUCCUUCCAAGAGGACGGCCAACAGCUUUUGGCAAUUCCUAAUCCUUGCUUCUGUCUGGUAGAGAGUUUGCUCCGAUAGAACAAACACAUUUGGUUAUCUAUCCAUUAUUAAGCAGUCAUUCUGCUUAAUAAUGAAAGAAUGAAAUGGCUUAAGUCAAUUGAGCUUUCAUCUCUAGAGCCAGGUAGGAGUGGGGCCAAAGCACAUUACUGGGACAUUCAGAGUAUUAUUAGAGGAAGGACAGGGGAGCCUGAAAACUAGGUUGGUUGCCAACAAAUGUGGACUGCAGUGACCUUCCACGGCAUCUCUGUUAGCCAACUAAAAAGAAUAAGAGGGCAGAUCUAGGCUGGCUCUCCCUGUUCUCAUUUCCAGAAAGCUGCUCAGUCAGCUUAGUCCAGGCAAAUACUUAGUCCAGGCAGCAGAAUGACUGAGUGAUCAAGAGGAAAAUGAAUGUGACAGGGAAAUCUCUACCUUUUUCUACUCUCAAAUAAAUUCAUUCCUGAUUCCAUAUCAAAAUUUACUAUCUCUGGUCUAGCCUUAUGAGUAAGAGUAGUAGAUGGUCCAAUAAUAAUUUUUUAUACAGUUUUUUUCUACUUUUGAGAAUUAUUUUUAAUACAUAAAUUCUCUCAAAGAAUCAGGCACUUAGAUAUCAUUAGUUUUUAACAAAAUGAUUAUGUGAAAUGAAAUAUAAUAAAAAGACUGAUAUUUGGAAAUGGUGUAUAGGGUGGUAAAGUAGAAAAGUGGGGGUGCAGGGGGGAGACAUUGGGAGGUUAUGGGACAGAGGGAAGAGGAUUAAAGAAAAGGAAUGUACAAAGAAACUUCUCUUAUUUCCAAGUUUGGCCAAAGACACAGUUUGGCCUAAUGAUAUAACUGAGCAGUUAGAAACUAUACCUGUCACUGUCCAAAUUCUAGAUGGAAGCAAACCAUGAAAAGUGUUUGUUGAACUCAGUAAUGAUGGUCAUGGUCACCUUGAAAUCACAAUGGCUUGGUAAUGAGCAAAUACAGUGAACAUUCAUGUCUUAAAAGAUCUUCAUUUCUCAAAGAUUCAUCACAAAAGCUGCUGCAUUUAGGUUUCAAAGUUGGAGACUUUCAAGAUAAUCCUGAGUGAACCCAAACCAAGUUCUCAUAUUGUCUGAAAAGAUUCUAAAGCUGUAAAUUAGAGUUUUAGCGAGUCGUGGAUAUUUUUUAUGACUUUUAUCUUUAAAUCUUAUGCAUGCCAAAUAGUGCAGUUAUUCUGUAAAUUAUAGAAAUUGUGAGUACUCCUACCUGUUUCAGAAGGAGAAAAAUAAAAAUGACCACUUACCAAGUUGUACUUAUGUACAUGCAAAGAGAAAUCUCAUUUUUGUUUUGUUUGCUUACUGACCUUUAUAUCUGGAUUCAAAAAGUGUUUCCACAAAUAUACUUGUAACAAAGUUAGAAGGCAGCUUUACAAGAAAACCAUCUAUGGUUUUGUAACGAAUCAGAUUUUUGAAAAUUUCUAUGGCUGAAUCUAUCAGUUUGCAUGGUGACACAAAUUUAGCAUCUUUAAAAGAUAAAUGAAUGAUUUCUUUUUCCUAAAAGUUAAUAACAAUAUUUAUUUCUGGAAGAUUUUGAUAAUCAAAUUCUCAAUGACUAAUAUAGAUGAGAAGUAAAAUAUUUCUACUCUUAGAAUAUGCAGAAAUGUAAAUCUCAUUUUAACAGGGAAAAUGAUGACAGGGGAUAUGAAUGGUAGAACCAAAUGCCAUUGUCCUGGGUGCUGUUUUGGGAGGGACACUUGCAGUGUAUGGAAGUUCCCAGGCGAGGGGUCAAAUUGAAGCUGAAGCUGCUGGGCCUACAUCACAGCCACGGCAACGCCAAAACCCAGCCUCAUCUGCAACCUACACUGUGGCUCAUGGCAAUGCCAAUCCUUAAUCCACUGAGUGGGGCCAGGGAUCCAACGCACAUCCUCACGGACACUAGUCAGGUUCAUUACCACCGAGCCACAACGGGAAUUCUGAUGACUUUCAUUCAUGGUUCCAGGGAAGAUUUUUGUGGAAAAUCUCUUACAUAUUGCAAAGCCUUCAGAAUAUUUGAAACUUACCUCUUUUUUCCAUGUACGUAUUAAUCUUUUUAAAAUCUCUCACUCAAAAUAUUUAUGAAAACUAUUUAUACUGUCCCUUCUUUUCUACAAAUGCUUCCUCUUUGGAGUUCGGUAUUUGAAAUGUUCCUAAGUCCUGCUGAAAUUUCUCUGAUCUCCGCUGCUGAUCCUCUACACUGUCAGCUAUUAGGCUGAUGAAAUUCUGUUCAUUCAUUUUCUUAAUUGUAUGUCUUAACAAAGCACUUCGUCAUAAUGUCUUUAAUAUCAUUCCUAAGUGACUAGAGUUGUGUGUGUAUAUAUGUAUGAAAAACU
This is a messenger RNA of Phacochoerus africanus (Common warthog), 4033 nucleotides long. It is a transcript of the gene CD226, whose product is annotated as CD226 molecule. The coding region runs from base 375 to 1286 and encodes 303 amino acids. Gene Ontology annotation, cellular component: external side of plasma membrane. The transcript is spliced from 6 exons. NCBI's taxonomy places the organism in Eukaryota, Metazoa, Chordata, Mammalia, Artiodactyla, Suidae. Gene Ontology annotation, biological process: cytokine production; positive regulation of type II interferon production; positive regulation of natural killer cell cytokine production. The record is from RefSeq and is a predicted model, not a curated record.